AUUGGAGGUUUGUGUUUUGCAGAUUUGACCAGUCGUCCUCUGAUUCCUGUUUGUGUCGUUGCCCUUCAGUUUAAUCAGAAUAAGACCUCGUUUUUGAUUGACUUAGUCUUUAAUAAGCGCUGAACACAAUGGCAGGGACGAUUGCGCGUAGAGCUAUUGAUCACCUGAGGAGCAAAGAGUUCCGGGAUUAUUUGAUGAGCACACAUUUCUGGGGUCCUGUAGCAAACUGGGGUCUUCCUGUUGCUGCCCUCGCAGACAUGAAGAAGAGCCCCGAAAUCAUUAGUGGCAGGAUGACCUUUGCUUUGUGCUGCUAUUCACUGCUCUUCAUGAGGUUUGCUUACAAGGUUCAGCCCCGUAACUGGCUGCUCUUUGCUUGCCACUUGACCAAUGAGACGGCACAACUGAUCCAGGGAAGUCGUCUCAUCAAAUACAACAUGGAGAAGAAGACUGGAUCUUCAUAGCAGAAAAGGGUGGAUGAUGGAUAAUGACUUCUAAGUGCUGCUUCAGGAGCCUUCUAAACAUCCAUACUCAUUCAUCAAACAUUAAUUCAAUCAGUGAAACAACUGUUGCACUUUUGCAGAUUUUCAAUCCAUUCUUUUCAAGAUUAGUUAAUGACUUUUUUUCCUCCAAAAACAGGUCAGCAGUUGUGAUUUAUAUUUUAAAUUAUUUGCAUAAAACAACACAAAAUGUAUGUGAGGAAUGUACACUGAAUUGUAAAAUUGUUAGCUUGACAUCAAACACACCUGACGAAAAAUGUAAUGUUACUUGUAUUUCUAUAGGUCAUUGCCUCCAAAUUCUUUAGAGCAUGAAAUAUGUCCAGUAUACCAGGCCAUUCUAGCUGCAUAAAUUGCAAAAUAUUCUUCAAAAAUAUGAUUAUUUUAGAAAAUUAUCUUAGCUUAAAACCAAAUAAAUUCUGAUGCUCUUUAGUUAUAAUUAUAGCAUAUUUAUUUGACUUGAAAAUCAUGCCUGUCUAUAUGACUGUCAUUUAAAAAUAGAUGAAACAGGCUGUGUUUGUCAGUGUGGAUUAAACACAAAAAACAUCUCCUAGUUGUGUCAUUCACAUGAACUCACGUCAUUUUCCCUCCCUGAUGUUCCAGUUGUAAAUUUCUAAUAAACUUGAUAGAAUAAUAUAA
This is a messenger RNA of Oryzias latipes (Japanese medaka), 1133 nucleotides long. It is a transcript of the gene mpc1, whose product is annotated as mitochondrial pyruvate carrier 1. The record is from RefSeq and is a predicted model, not a curated record. Gene Ontology annotation, cellular component: mitochondrial inner membrane. Gene Ontology annotation, biological process: pyruvate import into mitochondria. NCBI's taxonomy places the organism in Eukaryota, Metazoa, Chordata, Actinopteri, Beloniformes, Adrianichthyidae.